AUUAUGGGACAGCUUAAUGAGCAGGAGAGGAAUGAAGUAAACCCAAAAAGUCAUUUUGAAGAAGUGAAUUUAUUGUAUUUUGCAUCUCGCCGUGGUCUGUGGCGCUUAGUUUAGGUGUUUUUGUGCUGAAAAGAUUCCACCGUGUGCUGUGUGAUUGCCAUUGAGCAUUUGCGAGGUAUUUUGGGUUAGAAAAGGUGCAGAAAACCUGCUGGAAAUGUAGUGUGAGAGACUUUUCCUCAUUUAUAAGUUGUUGCUUUUCGUCUCGGUUGUGUUGUUGUUGUGAGAAGAAAAGUCGAGGCGUGAUAUUUUCCGUGAAAAUUCCUCCGGCCGGAUGCAGUUUUGGGUUGCUUAAGCUACAAGGGAGUGUGCUUGUGGAGUUUAUGGAGUGAUUUUCCUUGAAGAUCAGUGAGUCAGCAAAGUUGUGUGGUAGCAGGCAAAUACACGACAUUUCCGGAGCUUUGCAGGCAAUUAGAAGGAAAUUACCCACGAAGAGCAGAUUAUUGCUUUGUGUUAAAUUCCUGCGGAUGGAGGACAGGCUGUGCUGUGUGGGUCAACACACGAGGAGGGAUGCCUCAAUGCCGUGGAUAGGACAUCACGUGCGGGGAAAGUGACGAAUUCCAUUUGAUUUUGGAACUUCACACAUUGAGCAAGGCAACUUGGUGUGGUGGCAGUGCCGAAGGGCGAAAGUGAAGAAGGAAAAUCUCUGAUGUCACGCGGAUGGAUCAUUUUGUGAAACUUUCUCUGUGAUCAUUCGCUUCGUUAUUUUUUUUUACAACUCGGUUUCAUUUGCAUUUGCCGCAGUGAUUUUUUUAUAUUAUAUUAUUUCUUUAAAAUCAUCGCGUGGAAUGUUGGCAAAAGUGAUUAUAUUUUGACUGGCGUGAAAAUUGUGUGGAAACAAUUGGCACCAAAUGAUAAAUAAACCAUAUUGAGAGGAAACAAUAGCACACAGCCCCUUCUCUGACGCACACCUGAAUUUUCUGCCGACAAUUGUGCGAGUAUGAAUUGUCGCACGAGACAGUGAAUAACCACGUAGCAUCUAAAUUGUUAAUUGAAACAAUUACUCACCUGUCCUGCUAGGGCAAUCCAUGUGGCAUAACACUCUUGUGAGUUGAAAAAAAGUGGUUGACACCCUCGCAGUUGAGGGACAAAAGUGUGGCAAAUAUCUCAGAGUGUCUCUGGCAGUGAAGAAAGGAAUCAAUUUUACAAAUUUUUAAUUUUAUUAUUUUAAAUUUAAAUUUAAAUUCAAUUCUGUUAUGAGACAUAGUAGUGGAAAUUUUGCAAGAAUGUUUCGUGGAAAGUUACGUAUGAACACCUGUCGGAUCAUCUUGCUCACGUCCCUCGUGUGGCUGUUGAUUGACGUGGCGCUCAUCAUGCAUUACAUGGAUCUUGGUGGGGGAUGGAAUACAUCGGGUGGACGAAGACCCGGUGAUGGAGAUGUGGAGAUGACACGAUUGGCGGGAAAACUCGUGGAUGAGGAUCCAAUUGUGGAUGAGGAGGAAAUUGACACAAAUAACAAUAUGGACGUGGGAUUUGGGAAUACCGUUCCGAGAACAUAUCGACCAGAGGACCUGAAAAAGUGGCGACCAGCACCGACUGUGAUGGAAAAAUACGGACUUCCUGGUGAAAUGGGGAAACCAGUGAAGAUUCCCGAUGAGCAGCAAGAACUAAUGAAGGAGAAAUUCAAGGAGAAUCAAUUUAAUCUCAUGGCCAGCGACAUGAUCUCCCUCAACAGGUCACUCACGGACGUACGGCAUGAGAAAUGCCGAUCAAAACAUUAUCCAGCAAAACUGCCAACGACUUCCAUUGUAAUUGUUUUUCACAAUGAAGCAUGGACGACACUCCUGCGAACAGUUUGGAGUGUAAUAAAUCGAUCACCGCGUCCUCUGCUCAAGGAAAUCAUCCUUGUAGAUGAUGCCAGUGAAAAGGAGCAUUUGGGUCAUAAAUUGGAAGAGUACGUAGCAACUCUUCCCGUCCCGACAUUCGUCCUGCGAACGGGAACGCGUUCGGGAUUGAUUAGGGCUCGUCUCCUAGGUGCUAAGCAUGUCAAGGGGCAAAUAAUUACCUUCCUCGAUGCUCACUGUGAGUGCACUGAGGGGUGGUUGGAGCCCCUUUUGGCGCGAAUUGUGGUGAAUAGGAAGACUGUGGUGUGUCCGAUCAUUGAUGUGAUCAGUGAUGAUACAUUUGAGUAUGUUACGGCGUCAGAUCAGACGUGGGGUGGGUUUAACUGGAAGCUCAACUUCCGGUGGUAUCGUGUGCCAAAUAGAGAGAUGGAACGAAGGAAUCACGACAGGACGGCCCCACUAAGGACGCCCACAAUGGCUGGGGGAUUAUUUGCCAUCGACCGUGACUACUUCUACGAAAUUGGAAGCUAUGACGAAGGGAUGGAUAUUUGGGGUGGUGAAAAUCUCGAAAUGUCCUUCAGGAUCUGGCAAUGUGGUGGGACACUGGAAAUAAUUCCAUGUUCGCACGUUGGGCACGUUUUCAGGGAUAAAUCCCCCUACACCUUCCCUGGCGGUGUCGCCAAAAUUGUCCUCCACAAUGCAGCCAGAGUUGCCGAGGUGUGGCUGGAUGAGUGGAGAGAAUUUUAUUAUGCAAUGAGUCCAGGAGCAAGAAAAGCUUCAGCUGGUGAUGUGAGUGGUCGUAGGGCACUACGAGAGAAGCUCAAAUGCAAGAGCUUCCGGUGGUAUCUCGAGAAUAUCUACCCUGAGAGUCAAAUGCCACUCGACUAUUACUAUUUGGGUGAUAUUCGAAAUGUGGAGACAGACAAUUGCUUAGAUACGAUGGGCAGGAAGUCUGGGGAGAAAAUUGGUUCGAGCUAUUGUCACGGUUUGGGUGGGAAUCAGGUGUUUGCCUACACGAAACGCCAUCAAAUUAUGUCAGAUGACAACUGCCUGGAUGCAGCUCAUGCCAUGGGACCGGUGAACCUUGUACGAUGUCACGGAAUGCAGGGGAAUCAGGAGUGGGUCUACGACAAUGAGGACUUGACGAUAAAACACGUAAAUUCAGGUAAUUGCCUAACAAGACCCACAAGGGAGGAUCCCUCAAUGCCCCUUCUACGUCCCUGCAACUACUCCCGUGGUCAGCAGUGGCGGAUGACAUCGCAAUUCAAGUGGCAAGCCAAUGGGCAUGAUCACGAUCAGGAGAAUGACAUUGAGAGAACAUAAGACUCCAAUUGUUGUGGUGAGGUAAGGAGGAAAAGGAGUGCAAAGGUUGAACCUUUUGCAAUGCUACAAGGAAAGUUAGGUAACAAAAGAAGAAGAAGAAGAAAUUUCUCUAGUCUCUUUUGGGAUGGAUCCCAAAUGACCCACCCCCGUGUAUCUAGGGGGCAAGAGGGAUCCCCAGAGGAGGGAUUAAAAAAAAAGCACAUUGUGUGAUUGUGUGACUGUGUAGAUUAAAAAUAAUAAAAAAAAGAAACGUUCAAGACGUGUGAGAGAAUGCCGUGGAAAAGUCGUGGCACGCGGAAAAUAGAGGUAAGAAAAAAUGGGAGAAAAUCAGUGUUAAUACAACACUGGAAAAGUGAUGUUUUGCAAUGCUCAUUUGCACAAUUUGCAAGGGCGAGACAGCGGGUGUGUAAAUUAAUACAAAAAAAAUUGCAUAAAAUAUUCUUAAAGCUCAUUUCCGUAAAGGGAACUAAAGUGUUGAUUUGAUUUUUAUUUCAUAAAGUUUGACUCGAUUAUAUUGACUAAAAAAAAGUCAAUUCGCGACCAAAAUCUUCUUUCCCAACUUUUCGUGUGUUGGGAAAAAUUCGUUUUUCUAUAGGGAAAAGCGGGGCAAAAAAGUCACUUAAGAGUUUGGAAAAAGCUUAAAAUAUCAACAAAAAAAACUUACGGACUAACGGGUUGAUUUCGAUCCAUAGGUUGUUUUUGAAAAAGACCGAUUUUGGCUAGUUUAUUUUCAUUUUCCUUGGACUUUUUGAGAACACAAAAGGACAUCUUCAAGGACUCACAGGAUCAGGAAGGACCAAAAACACAAAAUUAAUUAAUUGCAGUUUUGGUUAAAAAUGUCUUAUUUGAGCUCAAAGAAAAUCUCAAAAAAUUAUUUUCGCGUCAUUCCACCCACUAGAUUCCUCGUGGUCCUUAACCGCCUGGUACGACAUGACUAAAAUACUCACGCCCAUUGCCAUGGCGUAGGAGAUCGACCCCAUAGAAUUUUUCGUAAAAUAAGUAAAUUCUUGCGGUCAAAUGUGCAUUAAUAUACUCCUUGGUAAACCCUAAGAAGUCUUGCCUUUUUAGAACACAAAAAUUAAAUUUUAAAUAGACUUUUUAAUGACUUUUUUGAGGUUAGAAUUGUCAAGAAAGAGGAGAAAAAUAAAAUAAAUUUGACCUUUACACCAAUUUUUGAAUUAUCACUUCUUAAAUUUUUGUUAAUAACUUUUUUUCUAGUGGUCGGAUCAACCUGAAAUUUUGACACAAUCUUCUCAGAUAACCAAUGAACUUAUUCCCAAAAGAUGGGUUUUAAAUCUCUGAGAAUUAGGGCGUAAAAACUGGAAAUAAGGCUCUGGGAUCGAUCACCUGUCUUUCAUGGCAAUGCGAGGGUUAAGGGGUUAAUCAAAACAUGUCUAGUUGGGUAAUUUAAGUCAAUGAAAAUUAUUGCAAGUGUCGGAAAAUUCCACCAACUUAAUUUACCUCACUCGUGGAUGGUUCAGGAAAAGCUCGAAAACUCAUAUUUUCCUUGAAGAUAUAGCAAAAUGGUCUGAGACAAAGUUGUAAGCCAGGUUUUUUAUGAGAAUGACUUAUAGAGAAUUUUUUGCCUUUGGGAAAUCCUGUAGAUAAAGAUUAAUGCAAAUUGACUUUAUUUUACCCCGGUCUUCCCUAUGUAAUAUAAUUUAUUUUAAAUCGAAUAAUAUAGAAAGAUCAGUUUUGAAAUUAUAAAGUUCAUUGAAUGUUUAUUGAAUAAAAAUCAACACACACAAAUAUAGCUUCACAAAUAAAUCACAAGAAAUGUGGGCACAAAAUGCUUAUCGUAUAAAAAAGCAUUAGACAUACUUUACAAUGUACAUCUCAUCCUGUUUCUUUAUACCUAAAAAAGAAGAAAUAUUUUAUAUAGCAUAAAAGAAGGAAAAUGGAUAAACUCUUAUCUUAAUUAUAAAAAAAUGAAAAGAAACAAACAUAGAGCUUCAGUGUAUAGGAACAUUUUUUUUAAUUGAAUUAAUUUAGCGACAUUUACUUUGUUAAUAAAAUGAGAUUCUCUAUGUAAUCAUUUUUAGGAUAAAUUUCCUCUAAAAUGCUGUAAAUAAAAAAAAAAAAAGGAAUUUCCCCCUUUUAAAAGAAAUGUAUAGUUUGUAAGAAAUAUAAAAAAAAAAUCAUUAGCUUAAGAUUAAUGGCAGAAUUAAAAAAAAAAUAAGCCAAAAUCAAUCUCUGUGUGUGUCUAAAAGAAAUCUACUAUACAUAAUAAAAUCUCUCUCAGAGAUGCAAGAACCUUAUCACAAAGCAAAAAAAAAGAGAUACAAAUUCCCAUUUCUUUCUUAAUUCCAAAAGAAGAAGAAAAAGAUUUUCAGAAGAAGAAAAAACGUUAAAGAAGAACAAAGCAUAUCGAUUUUAUAAUUGAAAAAUGAAUUGAAAAAUAUGGUGCAAUAUUUCGUGUAAGAAAAUUAACAAAAAGAGAAGCAACACGAAAGAAUAUCAUUCGAAGAGGAAAAAGAAUUAUUUGUUCAAUGUUGCGUGGAAGAUACAUUUCCAAAAAAAAAAAUUGCAAAAAGAAAAACGCUUUUCGUGCAAAUUCUUCCAACAUGAACCUCUUUUUUUAUGCGGAAUGAUUGAGACGUUUAUGGAGGAGGAGGGGAGGAUGAAUAAUGACCAUUACAAGUAAUAAAUUAAUUAUUUUUAUUGAUUAUGCCGAUUAUGCGUAGGAAUUAAUUUCAAGAAAGUUAUUAAAAUUCAAUUUAGGAUAAUUCCAUCAACUUUCUUUCCAAUGAAUUUUAGGAAAAAUUAAAUAAUAAAAGAAAAGAUGAUUAUGAACAAAAGUGAAUAGACUCCUUUCUCAAUCAUUCCGCAGGAAAAAAAACUCAGAAAAUCAUUUAGAAAAAAUAAUAAAUUGUGUCAAAGCCACGAAGAAGACAGAACAGGGCGAGAUCCUCACAAAAAAAACUGACUAGAGAAUACGUAAAAUAAAUAAAAUAGCGCCAAGGAAGAAUUCUUCAUCGUCUUCCUGCAGAGUAUUUCCUUUUUUUCUUAAUCAUAAAACUCUUUAAAAAAAAAACGAAGAAAAGCAUCUCAGUAUUUUUUCCAGAAAUUUUCUACUUGAAAAUCAUUUUUAUGUAAAAAAAAAAUGAUUCCAUUCCAAUGCAUUUAAUUACGCCCCCAAUUAUUUUUCACGAACAAACUGCAAAGGGCUGAGAAUCCGGAAAGUGUCCCGGAAGUGACGGAGUCACAAAGGAAGAAAAAUUGUGAAUAGUGCUAAAAUAUUUUUUUUCUUUAAUCCUCCGGAGUUUUUAGAAUAAAAUAAAACAAAAUAUUGUUAUUUUAAAA
Lutzomyia longipalpis is the source of this 6467-nucleotide messenger RNA. It is a transcript of the gene Pgant5, whose product is annotated as polypeptide N-acetylgalactosaminyltransferase 5. The record is from RefSeq and is a predicted model, not a curated record. The coding region runs from base 1254 to 3164 and encodes 636 amino acids. Gene Ontology annotation, cellular component: Golgi apparatus. NCBI's taxonomy places the organism in Eukaryota, Metazoa, Arthropoda, Insecta, Diptera, Psychodidae. The transcript has 8 exons.